This is a messenger RNA of Porites lobata, 1662 nucleotides long. The record is from the annotation of a GenBank genome assembly. Lineage: Eukaryota; Metazoa; Cnidaria; Anthozoa; Scleractinia; Poritidae.
AUGUCAUUGGAAAACUCAGCGGGAGCCUUUACUGUGGAGAGAAAAGUUAUUCUAUGAGCCACUUCUGUCAUUGUUGAUAUCGCUAAGGCUAUGUACAUGUAGCUCACAUGCAAUAGAAAUAUUAAAAUUACUGUUAUUUUUCUUUUAAAAUAGAAAAAAAAAUUGUUCUUCAUUUAAGGUCCCUGUAAGUCGCUCCUUCAGUUUAUUCCAGACUGUUACUAUGACUACUGCACUGCACUUGAAGACACCACGCCACUGAGUCUUCCAGGAUGGGAGCCAAUACCCUUGAAUACUUCAUGGCCAAGAGCCCUUCAGCUAUGCCCAAAGCCUUGGCGUUACCGAACUGGUAAAGAACUGGACAAUGGCCGGAUAAGAGGAACUUACAAUACCUACGACGGAGGCGGCUAUGUUGCUCUCAUGGGAUAUGACUUUGAAACUGCCCAGGCUGUUCUAAGCGAGACUUUUGGUCAUGGAUGGGUUGAUCGAAAAACACGAGCGGUGAUCCUGGAGUUCGCAGUGUUCAACGUCAAUACAAAUCUCCUUAGCAUCGCUACGUAUUUUCACGAGGUUCUUGCCACCGGCGUUGCGUUCACAACAAGGAGGGUCGAGACCAUCGAGUUGUUCACCACAGAACAAGGGGCUGUUAUAUUCUACCAUAUUUGCCAGUUUCUUUUCAUGACUAUGGUUUUUUAUCACUUUAUCAUGUUGCUGUAUCACCUUUACCAAAGCCGUUUUGAUUUCUUUAAAUCAGUUUGGAAUAUGGUCGACUUUUUAAUGAUCAUAUCCUCUGUAGCGUCAGUGGCGUUCUAUAUGGUCAAAUCAAAGACUGUUCUAAAUAAUAUCAAAUCCAUCCAGAAUAAUCCUUAUUAUCUUGUGCAUUUCCACGCCGCCUUGCAUUGGGCAAACUUGGAAAAUUCUGCAAUUGCUAUUGCCAUAUUCAUGGUGACGAUUAAGCUUCUGAAUCUAAUUCGCUUUAAUCCUUACGUCAUUUACUUUUUUUCGUCUUUCCGUCAGUCGGUAGCCUAUCAGCUGUCGUACCUUUUUAUUUUCCUGCUAAUGUUUCAUGGCUUUGUUAUAUCAGGAAGACAGUUUUUUGGCGACACAGUCCGUGAAUACUCUAGUUACCUGCAGGCAGUUAUAUCUCAGUUCGAAUUUCUUUUGGGAAAAGCUGUUCCACUUGAUGAUUUGCGACGUGAGCACCCAGUUUUAGGCCCCUCGUUUGUUUUCGUAUACAUGUUAACAAUGACGAUCGUUCUCAUGAAUAUGAUAGUUUCUGUUCUAAACGAGUCCUAUAUCGAUGCCAAAACUUACGUAGAGGAAAGUGCUGAAGAUCUUGAAAUGGCACGUUUUAUAGCGCAAAGAUUUGAGGAACUGCUAAGAGGCAACAAGAAGCGACCAGAGUUCAAGUUAUACUGUGAUGAAGCAACAUUCAUGAACAUGUGCCAGUCGGAAGCCGAGCCGAACUGUUUAAAUUCUGAAACCAUUUUCAAGUGUACAGAGGAGAGACUAGAAAAGGUCGAGAAAAGACUCUCGGCCCUCAUUCGAGGCUCAGAAAAGAUGAAUGCUGACAAUGAACGAGAGGAAGCGGACUUUCUUAAGCUCCUCAAUAUUUUGGCCACUUUUAACAAAAGUGGACCAAUCUCGAGUAAAUCUCCAUGUUAA